AUGUCUUACAACAAGAUCAUUUCCAAGAAAGUGGUGGACUCGUUUACGAGAAAUGGGGUCAAUAUUACUAUCUCCGUGGCCACAAAGACGUCGAUUUGGGAGCGUCCCAAUUUAGCUGUUGAUACAGUAGCGAAACCUUUCUCUGCUUCACUGAAAUCUUUUACGGGAACAUUGCCUGAGGGCACGGCAGACGUUUGCGCAAGCAUACGAGCGGCGACAAGAGAAAUCAUUUCACAGCCGUUUGCUUCAACUAGCAAGGCCAGGGGACAAGCGUCCACAUCCCAAAGAAGUGAAGUUCUUAGUGCUUCCCUGGAUAUCGGGUGUGUUAAGGAAAUGCCUGAGCAGGCCCUCGGAGUCGGCUCCGUUCGUUGA
Messenger RNA from Histoplasma capsulatum G186AR, 372 nucleotides. RefSeq lists its product as uncharacterized. The coding region runs from base 1 to 372 and encodes 123 amino acids. The record is from RefSeq and is a predicted model, not a curated record. The transcript has 3 exons. Lineage: Eukaryota; Fungi; Ascomycota; Eurotiomycetes; Onygenales; Ajellomycetaceae.